CUUUCACUCUUUAUAGACCCCUUGAAGAAAGAGAAAAAAAUGAAUAUUUACUUAUUUUUGAAGUCUAAGAAAUCCUAGCUGCAGUGCUAAUCUAAUUGAAUUCUUCCAGAUACAUAAAGUGAGUGACAUUCUUAUUGAACGUGUGAAGAAACAGGCUUGAAGAUUUGGAGUGACGAGUUCAAAUUUUUACAGCUAGAAAGGAUUUGAAUCUUGGACUUCAAAUAAUAGUAUUUAACGUUUAAUGAACGUUAGCAUUAGGUCUGGUUAGCGCUUUAUAUACCCUACAAACUUGGGAAGCAAAAGCAAUAUUUUACUUUUGUCGAAUCUGAGGUUUAAAGAAGUGAAGUGACUUGCCUCAAGUAUUUCUGGUAUUUCAAGCCAGAUCUGCCCGGUUCCAGAAUUCAUGCUUGGUGGCAAGAGAUUAGUUGAAAAUCCAGGCUCUUCUGAAUCCAAAACCCAUCUGUGCUCUAUGUAUUCAAUCAGGCCUGAUUUUAAACAUGGGUCAAGAAUUAGCAAUAAUGUGUUCUUUGGUAAGUCAAUUACCUUCUUAACAUUAGCUUCUUCAUUUGUAAGAGGGGGUGACAAUAAAUAGCUGUCAGCGUUGGGAGGUUUCAAUAUAGUUAUACACACAGCAGUCCUCCAGCAAAUGAUGGCAUCUCUCUCUGCCACCUUUUGACAACCAUUACUAUUUCUCCCACCCCUACUCCCUACGUUCUCUCAGCAGACUUCAUUCAUUCAUUUCUGGCAUUGGGAUUGAGGGCUCGGGAUCUUUCUGUUUUGAGAUUGACAAAGUCAAUCCAGGAUGAGGGUAAAGAGAGAAGAAAAUGCACAGCAGUCAGUGUUCCUGAAGUGUCCAGACUCCACUCAUGAAACUUUGUGCGACUGAAUUAAAUUAGUCUCUGGAAGGUAAUUCAGCUGACUGCCUGCCUGUGAUGACAAGUGGCAGACUCAAUGGUGAUUCUGAGAUUAAGAGUUGCAUCGGAGGAUGGGAGUGGGUCAGCUGACAGCCAGACAACAGGCAGCAUAACCUAGGGGGGUCCUAGUGGUCAGAACAUUCAGUAGACUGUGUUUGUAAAGUAGUUUGGAAGAGACGUGGGAGGUGAAGAAUGGGGAUGCCUUCCAAAGGGUGAUGGUUAGUUGUGGCUGGAGGUUGGUAAGGGAAGAAAAGAAUAAGCAAGGAAUGUGGUUAGAACCUGGUGAAAUAGGGCUGGGUUUGUCUCUGCAUAAUCAAUUUCACCUAUGUUUCCCACCUCACUCCUCUUCCCCCACAGGGUCUGGCUCAUAGAAACAGACUUAUAGAAAUGAAUUUCUUUUCACUGGAAGAUUAUAGGUCUUCAUGUGAGUCCUCCAAUGUAGAUUUCGAAUGCUAUUCUGCAGAGUACCCAAGUGGUUGGUUGGCUGAAAAGGAGGAAGAUAUGGCUCAUGACCAGUUUUCCUUUCUCGUCAACAUCAGCUUUUAUCAUACAAUUUCCUUUUAUCACUUUGGUCAAGAGGAGGGGCAGAAAAUUUUGAGUUGGAGUAUCAUUCAGAGACAGUUCAUUUCUGCCUUCCAUCUUUCAGCCACUCACGCACCCAAGGGAUCUGGGGUUGGAAAGGCCAACUUCUCUCACCUAAUUUUUGGGUCAGCUUUCUCUGCCUGCCUCGCUGCAUGGCACAAAUACAGAGAUGAAUGAUCAAGAAGUGACUUAUUCUGUCCUGAGAUUUCUUCGGUCACCUUCGGAGUCACAAAACAGAUUAAGGCCUGGUAGUACUCAAAGCCCUGGCAAGACUGACGGAAAAGACUCUUCAGUGCCCUGGUGUGGCAUUGCAGUGACUCUUGGGACCCUCUGUUUACUUCUAUUGGUGACAACCGCAGUGUUGGGGACAAAGAUUUUUCAGUAUAUUCAAGAAAAACAUCAACAGGAGGAAAUUCUACGGAACCUCAGUCAGAAGUACCAUGUUAUGCAAAAUGAGAGCUACUUAAAAGAACAACUUUUGAUAAAUAAGAAUUUAGAAUAUGAUAUGCUAAAAACUAAAACCCUUCAGCAAGAAAAGGGACUGGACUUACCUCCUACAAAAAAGAAGGAAUGUCAUAAACAAGAGGAGAUCUUUUCAAAGUUUUGGCGAAAUAUAGGCAAACUCAAUGAAGGCCACUGGUGCUGUACAGGAGUAAACUGUUACUACUUUACCACUGAAAGUAAAGACUGGAAGGGAUGUAAACAGACUUGCCAAAGUUACAGUUCAUCUCUUCUGAAGAUAGAUGAUAAAGAGGAACUGAUCUUCCUUCAAUCCCAGACUUAUCGAAGUUCCUACUGGAUUGGUUUAUCAUUUAAUGAAAGGGAAAGUAAGUGGAAAUGGAUUGACAAUGGCAUAUCUUCUGGACUUAAUUUGGCAAUAAUGACUUCUUCUUCUGGGAGAGGAGAAUGUGCAUUUUUAACCUCAACAAGAAUAGCAAAUAUUGAUUGCUCUAACACCUAUAACUGUAUCUGUGAGAAGAGAAUUGAUUGCUUCAAAUAGACACUAAGGAGAAAAGAAACAGAGAUGAGAUGGAGGACGAAGAAAAUGCUCUUUUGGACUAUGGUUAAAGACAUCAGAUGCCAUCUGUCUUCUUGGGGAAGAGAGAAUCAUUUUGUCUUUGGAGAGCAGUUACCCCUCUCUUUAAUGGCCUUGAGGAAUUACUCUCUCUUUCCCUGAAACAUCCACAGAAUCAAUUAAAGAGCUCUGAUAAAUAGCCUGGGUCUUUUCCUUAUCAAUAGGAUAAAUCAUUUCAAUAGACUCUGGCUUUGAGAGAUCACAGUUAAUAACCAAAAAGUAGUUAUCUUCCCUCCCACCCCAUCUAGAUGCUUGACUCUCAUUAAAAAAAAAUAAUUUUGCUAUAAUUUCAAACUUACUGAAUAGUUGAAACAAUAGUACAAGGAACCUUCAUAUAACCUUUACCCAUAGUUACCAUUUGUUUAUAUUUUACUCUGUGUGCCCUUUAUAGUUUUUUUUUCUCUCUGUCUCUCUCGUUGCUGAUUCAUUUGAUAAUAAAUUCAGGACAUUACAUCUAUUUGUCUAAAUAUUUCACAAGAACAAGGACUUUGUCUUCUAUAACCAUAGUACAAUUGUCAAAAUCAGGAAAUUUAUCACUGAUACAGUACUAUGAUUUCAUCUAUAGCCCAUAUUCGAAUUUUCUCAACUGUAGCUCUAAUGUCAUUUAUACCUGUUUUUCCUCUUUGUUCAGGAUCAUGGGAUACAUUUAGUUGGGAGGUCUCUUUAGUCUCCUUUAAUCUGGGACAAUUCUUCAGGAUUUCUUUGUCUUUCUUGACCUUGACAUUUUAAAAAUCAACUCUAUUGAGUUGUAUUUUCAUGCAAUAAAAUGCAUUCAUUUUAAGUCAUGAGGUCAGUGGGUUUUAAACAAAUAUAUACACCUCUCAAACACCAUCAGAUCAAGGCACAGAACAUUUCCAUCACCUCCAGAAGUUCCUUUCUCCCUCUCACCACCCACCUGGUCUCAGGCAACCAGUGAUAUGCUUUCUGUGACUAUAAUUUAAUUUUGUCUGCUUUGUUACAGAAUUUUUGUACAUCAUAUAUUCCUUUGUAUCUGGCUUGGUUUUGCUCAGCAAGUUUUUGACAUAUUCCAUGUUCUUUCAUGUAUCAGUAGUUCAUUCUUUCAGUUACUGAGUAGUAUUCCGUUGUAUAGAUAUACCACAGUUUGUUCAUCCAUGUUUGGACAUUUGACAUGUUUCCAGUUUUUGGCUAUUGUGAAUAAACCUGCUAUG
This is a messenger RNA of Balaenoptera musculus (blue whale), 3740 nucleotides long. RefSeq names its product killer cell lectin-like receptor 2. The record is from RefSeq and is a predicted model, not a curated record. NCBI's taxonomy places the organism in Eukaryota, Metazoa, Chordata, Mammalia, Artiodactyla, Balaenopteridae. Bases 1666 to 2496 code for a protein of 276 amino acids. The transcript has 9 exons.